Tetrahymena thermophila SB210 is the source of this 3036-nucleotide messenger RNA. Its product is annotated as protein kinase. The record is from RefSeq and is a predicted model, not a curated record. NCBI's taxonomy places the organism in Eukaryota, Ciliophora, Oligohymenophorea, Hymenostomatida, Tetrahymenidae. The transcript has 3 exons. Gene Ontology annotation, molecular function: protein kinase activity; ATP binding. Gene Ontology annotation, biological process: protein phosphorylation.
UUUAAUUAAAUAAAUUUAAAUGAAAUUAUAUUUAGAAUAUUUUAGAUGGAAAAAGAGGAUUUAACUUAUAAAGCAUUAUCAUAAAAUAAUGAAUAUGAUAAUAAUACUAAUCUAGGAAAAGGUUCAUUUGGUGAAGUUAAAAAUGGAAUUUUUAUAGAUCCUUAUACUAAAAAUACAUUUCCAGCAGGAAUUUAGCAGAUGAGUCAUCAAUAAUCUUUAGUACAGGAUAAGGUGUUUUAGAUGGAAAGAGAGGAUUUAAAUUAUAUAGCAGUAUCAUAAAAUAGUAAAUAUGAUAAUAAUAGUAAUCUAGGAAAAGGUUCAUUUGGUGAUGUUAAAAAAGGAUUUUUUAAAGAUCCUAUUUCUGGAAAAAUUUAUCCAGCAGCAAUUAAGCUGAUCAGUCGUCAAUAAUGUUUAUAACAAGAUAAGGAGAAUAAAUAUUAUGAAAAUGAGAUAAAUAUUUGUGAAAGGAUUAUGAAAUUCUAAAAAGAAAAUAAAUAAUAUAACUCAAAUGAAAUGAAUUUAAUAGAAAUUUUUGAAGUCAUUUAAACUGAAAAUUGUGCAUAUAUUGUAAUGGAAUGUUGCGAAUUAAAUUUAGAGGCUUAUAAAUUUAUAUAAGUAAAUAGAAGAAUAGACAUUAUUCAAGCUAUGCAGUUUGGAAGACAAAUAUUAUAAGGGGUAUAAAUAUUGCAUUCAUUAAACAUAAUUCAUAGAGACUUAAAACCAGAUAACAUAUUUCUAAAUUAUGAUGAAAUUACUUAAAGCUAUAAAGUUAAAAUUGGAGAUUUUAACAUAUCUUUAAUAUCAGAUACAUGCAGUUCAGUAGGUACUAUUAAUUAUAUGGCACCUGAACAAGUCAUAGGAAUUUAUAAUUAGGAUUCUAAUUACAAGCUAUCGUACAACAAUAAAAUAGAUUUAUGGGCUGCUGGAGCCAUAAUACAUGAAAUGAUAACAGGAAUAUAGUUAUUUCCAGGUAACUAUCCAAAAAAUGUAUCAAAAGAUAUUGUAAAAUUUGGCUCCUAUAAAUCUAAAUGGGAGAAAUCCCAAAACAUUGAUCUGAAUAGUAUACCUGAAACUAUGAUGGCUGAGUAAAGGAAAUUUAUAGGUUUUUACCUUCCUUGGUAAAGAGUAAAUAAUAAACAAGUAGCUUAUUUUAUAGACAAUCUUUUAAAAUGCAAACCAGAAGAAAGAUUUAGUGCUGAUUAAGCACUACAAGAAAUAAAUAAAAUAUUAAACAGUUAAGAAUUAUAAUUGGCACUUUAAAAUAAUAUAGAAUAGGAAAUCUUAUAAAAAUAAAAAGAAAUGGAUAAUUUGAAAUAAAAUUAUUUAAGGUACAAUCCAAACUACUCUAAUAAUUUUAACUAAUAAUACUUAAAUAAUAAUUACAACUAAGAAUAAACCAUUUAAGCACAAAUCAAUUUUUAGAGUCCUUAAAAUGUAAAUAUUAAUGUUAUUAACAACCAAUACUAAAAUUUUGAUUAUAUUUAAAAUAAUUAAAAUAACUUUGAUUUGACAAAAUAAGGAUAUUAAAACUAAGAGAUGGUAAAUUAUUAGUAACUUAAUUUCAAUUAAAAUCUUAUGAAUAAUAAUUUUAAUAAUAACAACAAUCAAUAAUUAUAUUUUGACUAGAAUAAAUUAUAUCAAAAAAAUUAAGCUGAUAAUCCUUACUUUGUUCAAAACUAACAAUAGAAUAAUUUUGUAUAAUUUAAUUAAAUACAAAAUUAUCAAACAAAUGAAGCAAAUAAAAUAUUAAGUGUCUAGUAAAGCAUGUAAAAUUUAAAUAUCUAACCCUCAACUUAAGGAUAAAGUAUAUAGUAAAGCAUACCCUCAACUUCAGGAUAAAGUAUAUAAAGCUAGAAUAGUUACAUUAAGCCAUCAGCAGCAGGAUACUAAAUGGAAAAAAUUAAUGAAUAAUUAUACAGGUAACAAUUAAAAAGUAUAGAAAAAGACUAUCAAGAGGUCCAAGACUAUCUUAAUUUCAUUAACAAUUUUUUGACGCCAGAGAAUUAAAAUAUACUUUUUAAUUUAAACUCAUUUUAAAAAAUGAAUAUUAAAAGUUAUUACUGUAGUCUUAUUAUAAAGAAAAAUGAUGAUACAAACAAUGAUAAUUCUUAAACGGUUUUAAAAUAAUAUAGAUUAUACCCUUCAUAAUAAUCUCCAAAUUAGAAAUUCUAAGAAUUAAUUUAAAAUUUUUGUAAAAUUUAUGAUUUGCAAGCUCAAAUGAAUUAUUAAUAUUAAUAUGGUGCAGAAAUAAAAAGUAUUACUUAUUAAAUUGGAGAUUAAGAGUAUCCUUAUCAUUUAUUAGAAUUUAGCAAGUUUUAAUAAAAAAUAUAAAGUUCUACUUAAAUAAAUAUUGGCUUUGAAUUUUUUGAAAGGAAUCUUGAAGAUUUUCUAAGGUAAAUAAAAAAAAGAUAAUUAGAUCAUAAAAGCACAAUAGUAGUAAAAGAAAAAUUGAUUAUUUGCUCUCUCAUUGCUUAAUAAUUACAAAGUUUGCAUGAAAAUAACAUUUAUCAUGGAUAAUUAAAUGUCAAAAAUAUUUCUUUCUGCUAAAAGCAAUAACAGUUUUUUUUAAAUUACUAUUCCUUAUUUGAAAAUCACCCUACCUAUCAUAAAGAUGGAUUCUAUUUUGAACAGUCUUAUAUGUCACCGUAAUAAUUGCAAUUCUAAAAAUCCACUUUUGAGGAUGAUAUUUGGGCCCUGGGAGCAAUCUUCCAUUAAAUUUUAACACUAGCUCCCUUAUUUUAGUCAAUUCCUAAAGUUAAAGAUCUUAUAAAUAAAUACUCUGAAAAUUAUUCAGAUAUGUAUGGUGAAGCUCAAGCGUAUAUCUAAGCUAACGAAGAAGGAAAAAAGAAAUUCUCACCUAGCAUUUAAAGGGCUUCUGCACUUUUGGAAAAAAUACCAAAUCAAGAUAUUGCAAAUCUUAUUAAUAAAAUGCUAAGUAAAGAUCCUACAAAGAGACCUAAAAUUCAAGAUAUCAAUAAUGAGCUUAACAGAUAAAAAUAAAAAUAUAAUACAGAAGGCUAAAUUGCACCUAACUGA